Messenger RNA from Aspergillus chevalieri, 357 nucleotides. RefSeq lists its product as uncharacterized. The record is from RefSeq and is a predicted model, not a curated record. NCBI's taxonomy places the organism in Eukaryota, Fungi, Ascomycota, Eurotiomycetes, Eurotiales, Aspergillaceae. The transcript has 3 exons. The coding region runs from base 1 to 357 and encodes 118 amino acids.
AUGGCUAGCCCCAAAGGACCCUUCCGUCUCGUCACGGUCAACACGGCCCCCGAGAGAGCUCAACGCUUGAUCGGGAGGGUCGCUGAUACGCUCAAGGACCGGUAUAUCAUCAUCCACGAGGCCAACUGCUCGAAAAUCGAAGAAGUUCGCCCUAAAGUCCAAGAAUUGAUGCCGGAUGUCCUGUUCAGCGCAUCCAUGUGGACUGCAGAAGAAGCCCAGCAAAUCCACGCUACAGCCCGCGAAAUCAAGCCUGACAUCAAACUGCACGCCAUCCCCACUGGAUUGCAAGUUGAGAGAGGACCCGAUGCGAUUGUUGAAUACCUCUGCGAGAAGGUGCCGCCGCUGCUGGACAGCUAG